AGCGUACCUGACUGGGUAAUAUUAUAUUUUUAUUGUUAUAUUGAAAGAACCAACCCGUUUUCCCCGCGUCAUUAUAUUUUUAUUUCUAUAUAUAUAUAUAGAUAUAAAAGAAAAACGUUUUACAAGUUAAUGCGCUGCACGAAGAGUUCUCCGCGGCGGUUCUGAGAAGCGGGGUUUCUCUUUCAAUCUGAUCGAUUUUUCGCAGCGAAGAAGCUCUUUUAGUCGAUUUGAAUUUCUUGAAACCUUCUAUGUUUCCGGUGUCCAUGGCUACAGAUUCAAGGAAACGCACAUUGGAGGCUUUGGAGAGAAGAAUAGCUUUUGCUAAGGCUGAGGUUCUUCAAAUAGAAAAGAAAAACAAAAAGAAUAUAAAUGAAAAUGGCGAACCACGUAUUCCUACGGAUUCUACUUCUAAAGAUCAUUCCCCGCAUUUGUUGCAUUCAUCUUCAGUCACACCCAAGAAAGGUAAUUCAUCUUUCAAUGUUGUUGAUUGUUCUUAUUUCCUUCUUUCUUCACUGCUGGAAAUUUUAACCUUUUCUGGUCAUACCAAUUCACAAGAAAUUGAAGAUGGUCCCGUAUAUGCCCAACUUUCUUUGCCUGUAAAUGCCAAUCUGCUCACAAAUAGUGAGUUUUCCACCGAAAGAAGAGUUCGAUUGAUGGAAUAUUGGCAUGAGCUCUUCAGAAGGGAGAUGCUUGCACCAAAGUACAUGCAAGGAUCUAGAAAACAUGAAAUUGACAACUGGAUCCUUCUUGAGAAUUUUGUAAAAGGACGGGUGUUUUCUUUCUAGCUCUCAAAACUAGGCUUUGGAAAUCCAUCAAAACGCUCUAAGAAACACAUGUCUAUGAACAGUAAAAAGUGUGGAUCAUUAUAUCUUCCUCAAGAGUUCCAAAAAUUCGAUAUUUUCAAGCCAAUGCAUGAAAUGUGGAAAGAUUAUAUAAUGCUGCUUCUUAAAAUCAACUGGGAAGAAAUCAACGACGCAAUUGUCUCCUAGGUUGCAGAUCUACAUGGUGCUUUCAUUUUAGUUGUGGAGUGUAAAAUAACUUAUUUUACUGGAAUUCACGGCAUCAUGAUUCGUGAAACUGCAGAAGCUUUGGGUAAUACUGAAGAUGAUAAAUUCGAGGUAAUAGAGAACUGGCGUUGCAUUAUCAAAUUUGUUAUUCCUGUAAAAGCUUGUUUGAAGUUAUACGUUGCUUCCAAAAAGGGUUCUGUAUUUGUAUUCCAAGUUGAUUUGAAAGUCACUCUGCAUGGAGAUAAAUUGGUUCAAGAAAGGGCGGAUUGUGAUAUUGGUGAUGAUCCUUCGACUGUAGGUAACAAACAUCUUGGCACUGUUCUAUCGGGUUUUGAUGACGGUUACUUCAUCUUUUUGAGUGACCUUGUUACUGCUCAUCUUGUGUUUUUCUUGCUUUCUGUGUUUUUAUAUGUUUUUCUUACUUUAAGACAUGAUAUCCCGUAAACCCUGUGCAUUUUGAAAGUCUUGAGUAUGGAAUGCUGGAUUGGAUUGUGGCAGUGGAGAAGUUGGAGAUUUGCUUAAGGGUUAGUUGCUGGAAGAAGGUGAUGCCAGUGACUUGGACUUAUUAGGGACACAUGUAGUCUUUCGGGCUGGUUUGAAAUUUCUCUCGUCUUAAUAAGUCGUUGUAGAUUUUGGUCCUGCUAGUUACAAGAUUGCCGGUUUUUGUCUGCAAUUGAACUCUCCAUUUCUUUCUUAAUUACAAAGUGGAAAGGAAUUCUGAGGAGGAAGAAAUAUGUUUAGCCGUCACUCAACAAAAAUUAAUUAAAUUAUAUUGAAUUAUACGAACUAGAACAUUCUUUUGUGCAUUUAAUUAAUGGAUCAAUAUGUAAUGUAGUCAAUAUUUAUUAUAAAAGUAGUUCAUGCCAGGCAUGUUCAAAUUCGUUUAGACUAGCUGCUUAUAACGAACCUUGUUUUAAGGCUGUCAAGUAAAUGUUGCAUGCAACUGUAAUUAUAUUAGUAAUAAAAUCACAACCUUUUCCCUGGGCAUGCCCAUUCUUUACCAAAGAUUUUUGGCACAAAUCACUGUAGCUUCAUACAAUUUUAAAAUGCUGUGGUUUAUUGCUUAGUUCC
Molecule: messenger RNA, 2078 nt
Organism: Vigna umbellata (rice bean)
Lineage: Eukaryota; Viridiplantae; Streptophyta; Magnoliopsida; Fabales; Fabaceae
Source: RefSeq, a predicted model, not a curated record